AACGUGAGAGAUUUUCUAUGCAAAGGAGAUUAAUUAUUCACAUCCUAUCCUGAAUAUAAGAAAGAAAUGUAUAAUAAUAACGUAAUGUAAUGGUUGUUGAUCCCAUGCAGAUUUAAAUUAAGUAUAGUAUAAUUGUACGCAUCACACAAAUCUCAAUUGUUGUACAUGUACACGUGAUUGCGUGUGUAUCAUGAGCAUCAACAUUAGAGUCAUCGUCAUAAUGAUAUAGUUAGCACUCGCUCUUCCAUUGUCCAAAAAGAUUCUAGCCAGGGGUCCCACUCUCACUGCGACUAAUUUCCAGAGUAACACUUUCCGCGCCAAAGAAAAGAACCCAACACAGUUACGAUUCUUCUUCAAUCACAGCAAUGGCGGUUGACGAUCGGUUCACAGAUUUAAACCCUAAAACGUGUGUCGUUUUAGGCGGCAGAGGAUUCCUAGGAAGAUCGUUAGUCUUGAAGCUUUUAAAACUCGGUAACUGGAUCGUCCGUGUUGCCGAUUCAACUCACUCCCUUCAACUUCACAACUCCGAGUCUCUCCUCUCCGAAGCUCUCUCUUCUUCUCGCGCCUCUUACUUCCAUCUCGACCUUACCGAUAAACACCGCAUCGUCAAAGUUCUAGAAGGUUCUUCCGUCGUUUUUUAUAUGGAUGUUGAUGGUUCCAAUAAUAGCAAUGAUUUCUUCAGUUGCUAUAAGCUUAUAGUUCAAGGUGCGAAGAAUGUGAUUGGUGCUUGCAGAGAAUGUAAAGUGAAACGCUUAAUAUACAACAGUUCUGCAGAUGUUGUAUUUGAUAGUCUGCAUAAUGGAGAUAAAUCAAUGGCAUAUCCGUGGAAAGUUGAUAACAUGCUAAUUGACCUUAAGGCUCAAGCAGAAGCUUUGAUUUUGAAUGCUAAUGACAUUGAUGGAGUGUUGACAUGCUCACUUCGUCCUAGUAAUGUAUUUGGUCCUGGUGACACAGAGUUUGUGCCACAGUUUCUAAAGUUAGCAAGAUAUGGUUUUGCUAAGUUUAUUAUAGGGACUGGUGAUAAUCUGGCAGACUUCACUUUUUAUGAGAAUGUUACUCAUGCCCAUAUCUGUGCAGAAGAAGCCUUAAAUUUCCAAACAGUUUCUGUAGCUGGAAAGGCAUUUUUUAUUACGAAUCUUGAGCCUAUGAAGUUCUGGGAAUUUCUCUCACUUUUAUUGGAAGGUCUCGGAUAUCAAAGAAAUACUUCCUUUAAUUGCAGGCCAUCCAUCAAACUUCCUGCCAAUUUAGUGCAAUACCUUCUCUCAGUUUUAAAGUGGUUACAUGAAAAGUUGGGACCCAGAUGCUUCAAUUAUCCUUUAUUAGUUCAUUUUUUUCAGUUAGCUUUGCACACCCGAACUUUCAGCUGUGCAGCUGCUCAAAAAGAUAUUGGAUACUCACCGAUAGUCUCCCUUGAGGAAGGUGUCACAUUAACCAUAGACUCAUUCUCUCAUUUAGCUAGAGAUGCUUACAUUUCAAGAUGCUGCGGGAGUGUUGAUCGGUCAAAAGCAGAUAUGCUGCUUGGCAGUGGAAAAGUGGCCGACAUUUUGUUGUGGAGAGACGAGAAGGCAUCCUUCACAUGUUUCCUUGGGCUAUUUUUUUUGUUUUAUUGGUUUUUCCUUUCUGGAAGCACUUUUAUAUCAUCUUCUGCCAGGCUUUUGCUGCUUGCCACUUUACUUCUAUGUGGACAUGGUUUUCUGCCAUCAAAGCUCUUUGGUUUCCCUAUACAGAAGGUGCCUGUGUCUAAUUUCAAGAUCUCUAAUACAGCGGUGAAAGAUUUAGUUGCAAUAACUGUACAUCUAUGGAACAAGGGGUUUCAAGAUAUAAAGGGACUUGCCCAAGGCGACGAUUGGUCUGCAUUUUUCAAGGUUGCAGUUUUUCUUUACCUUCUGAAGUUGGUCCUGUCAAAGUUGUUGACAACAUUGAUAGGCAUAGGUCUGGUCUUUGCAUUUAUGGUGUUCUUUGUUUAUGAGCAAUAUGAAUCAGAAAUUGAUGGAUUAUUGGAUAUUCUAAUCACUUGUUUGAAGGAGUUCAUGAUAUAUUUGAUGAGAAUUUUACCUGUUUCUGCAUCGCGGCUUCUGCAUUAUCAUGAUAACUUUCAGAGUUACCAAGUACCAGGGUUGGGGAAAGAUCUGAGAUAGCCAAGGAGGUUUCAGCUUAGCUCUGCGAUCUUGGACAUCAAAUAGGCUAUUAGGAAUGCCCUCUCUCCUUCGUUCUAUCUUCUGUAAUUACAAUUGAACUAGUGAGUUAGGCUGAAGAUGUUGCUGUUCGAAAUUAUUGCGGUACUGUUUUAAUGGACGAGUUAUUAACAAAUAUAAGGAUUGAUGAUUCAUUGACAUCAAUGGUCAUGCAGAAGGAACAUGCAAUUCUCUAUUGCCAGAAUAACAUCUUGAGUCUGGGUUUAUGAUAUAUGUAUCAUGUAUGUAAUGUAAUCAUUUCUUUAAAUAGUUGUAUAAAAUUGCUUUUAGUUUUGAGUGUAUUUUUGCCUUUAUAAAAUGUGCAUUUCAUUUGUUUUGGACCU
Molecule: messenger RNA, 2518 nt
Organism: Cicer arietinum (chickpea)
Lineage: Eukaryota; Viridiplantae; Streptophyta; Magnoliopsida; Fabales; Fabaceae
Product: 3beta-hydroxysteroid-dehydrogenase/decarboxylase
Biological process (GO): steroid biosynthetic process
Molecular function (GO): oxidoreductase activity, acting on the CH-OH group of donors, NAD or NADP as acceptor
Source: RefSeq, a predicted model, not a curated record